This is a messenger RNA of Trichoderma gamsii, 2004 nucleotides long. RefSeq lists its product as hypothetical. The record is from RefSeq and is a predicted model, not a curated record. Gene Ontology annotation, molecular function: zinc ion binding; DNA-binding transcription factor activity, RNA polymerase II-specific. Lineage: Eukaryota; Fungi; Ascomycota; Sordariomycetes; Hypocreales; Hypocreaceae. Gene Ontology annotation, biological process: regulation of DNA-templated transcription. The transcript has 6 exons. The coding region runs from base 1 to 2004 and encodes 667 amino acids.
AUGCGUCGAUUUGUGCCUAUUCAGCCCGCUAGCUCUACUAAUCGCGAGAACCUUGAAAGCUCUGAAUCCAGUUCGGGUAAUGCGGGUAAUGCGUCAACAACCAAGCGACGUCGUGUAGGCGUGUCUAUAGCCUGCAACGCCUGUCGUCGUAGGAAAAUUAGGUGCGAUGGACAACGGCCGACCUGUUGGAACUGCGAAGACAGCACCGAUGUCUGUACUUAUAGAGAUGAUUCCGAAUUGUCCCAUGACUCAAAAUUACUUUUGCUUGAAGUUAUACGUCUCCUGAACUCAAUUCCUGAUGAUGAAGCGCUAGAAAGGCUACGAGUCCUAAGGAGAGAGAUUGAUACCUCAGUCAUCUUAACAAUUUUGAGGCAGGAUGUCAACUCCGGCCAACAACCCGACCAGUCUAAAUCAAGUUCUCAAGAAGACGACCCGUUCCAAGAGCUGGAACUUGCUUCUCAGUACCCCAAUGUAUAUCCCACUGUGCCUCGUCGGAAUAUGGAUACUUUGCGGGAGACAACCUAUCAGCAGCUUGUUGAGAGAAGCAGCGGGGGGCACCAAUCAACCUCAGCGCGAAUCGAAGAUCGAAACUCAGUUGAUUCAGUUUCAGAUUUCUGUGACCCACGUCUUUCCAAGUUGGAUAUUCAAGUAUGGACAAAGGUGCCUAUUUCUAGCGAGCUCGCUGCGCGGACUAUCUCCUUGUACCUUGAAACCGACCACCCGCUUUUAGGCUUUUUUGAGCCUGAUCAAUUCUUGUCGGAUCUCAUAGAGGGCAAGACCAAACAUUGCUCUUCACUGCUAGUCAACUCUCUGCUAUACUGGGCAAGUCAAAUGAACAUUGCACAGGGAUCCGAUGAUGGUUCAUUCACACUCCAGUUUUCGGCGCAGUUUUUGAGCUUAGGAUAUCUAGGCCAGGGACGGGAUCACGCAGUUUUGUCAUAUGCCUCCGAGGCCUCUCAUAUGGCUGUAAGAUUGGGCUUAUUUGGAGUCCAAAUAGACAAUCCUGCGCUUCAAGAAAUAUCCAUACUAUCGAAGGAGUCCAGGAAGGCUUAUAUGUAUGCGGCCUGGGGUUCUUUCAACUGUGCAACCUACAUGUCUUUAUUUUAUCGUCAACCGGGCUUAGUACCUCCAGAGUCCCCUCCACAUUUACCAGUGCCCGGAACUCAGGAGAACAAGGAGUCUGAGAACAAGAAGACUGAACAUAUCGACUACAAGGGAGGCGUGUUUCCUCAGUUAUGUCACUUUUGGUCCAUCUUGCAUGAAGUUGCAUUGUCGUACGCUAGAAAUGAGAAGCCCUCCGCUGACCAAAGAAGCCUACGUUUUGCCGAGUAUAAAUUUCGCGAGUUAUUAGCAUGGAGCAAUAGCUUGCCAAACGACCUCUGCCGAAACGACCAAAAUCCGCAUUAUGUUCAGGUUAUGUACAUUUGGCUACAUGCAUCUAUCCUCGAUAUAUUCAGAUACGCAGUUUCCGGUCCAUUACGUCACAGUCGGUUGCGAACAUUUAGCAGCCCAGCGAGCUCUGCGGACAGAGUUUACAAUGCGUCCGUUCACCAACUAAAACACCUUAUAAUGAACUAUAGGCUGAAAUUCUCUUCUUCAUCUUACUCUAUUUUGUGGCAUGCUGCCUUAACCUACCUUGCAAACGCGCUUCUAUACCAACCAAAAGAAGAGGAUUGGGUGUUUUACUUUUUGCUUUGCGUAUACGGCUACGAGCGACUCCACACGCAUUGGCGUGUUACAAAGGCGAUUUCCACUGCCCUCUUAUCCUUAGCAUUGCGGAAAGGGGAUAUUUCAAGUACUGCAGCACGGGAGAUUCUAACAGAUUUGGAUCAAAGUACAGCCUCCGAUGCAGCUCCUUUGGAUGAGGCCAUUAGAGCAGGUUUUAUGGCAGAUUUAGAUCUUGAAGCUCCUAUCUCGAACUCUACGACGGUAGAGAAUCUAGCCCAAGACAUUGAGGAUAAUCUCUUGCUGGAGGAAUUUACCAAUGCUUCUAGAUUAAAAUAA